AUGAAUGCCAUAGUCACCACUCAGCGGGCAAAGGGCCGCUACGGUUGUCAUCAUGGCCCUGCAAGGGUCAGCUGUGGCCUGCCACGAGGCAGUCUGCUUUGCGUUUUGUGUGUGGUGCGAGCUAUAUCACAUGUACCAAUGUACCAAGAAGCGGGUGGUAGAAAAGGCCAGGUCCUUAGCAAAACGUGGCAAAGCCGCUUGGAAGAUCGAGUUUUCUGUGUCACGCAUGGGUUUCUGCAACCGGUGCCGAGGCAGAGGCACAGCGACCAAGAGGCAAACCAGCUCCUUUCCCAGCACUGCAAAGAAGGCCAUGUCCCCCAUGUGUCCUCUGUCAAGAGCAAAAGCAUUGGGCAAAGCGGGGCCGUAGCAAGAUGCGCAAACAAUGCCUUCUCAAGAGCGCUGGCAGCGCCUGGCGCCAACGUGAAGAUGGUGAAGAUGGCACACACACGCUCUGCAGAGGAUCUGUCACUGCUUUACUAA
This is a messenger RNA of Symbiodinium sp. CCMP2592, 480 nucleotides long. The record is from the annotation of a GenBank genome assembly. Lineage: Eukaryota; Dinophyceae; Suessiales; Symbiodiniaceae.